GAGUCUUAGGAAUUUUUUUAUUUUAUACGCUGUUGCGUCCAUGAAAAUAUAGAUAUCAUAUAUCUUUAAUUUUGAAGAAACUCCCGGAAAAUAGUUUAAUAUUUAUACGAGAAAAAAGGAGUCAAGAAAAUUAUUGAAUUUAGAAAUGGGUGUUUGGGCAAUACGUUUCUUUCGGACGGCCUUGCCGUUGUUGGCUAUUUCAGUUGCACUUGUUUCAAUUUCUUUUACGAUAUUUGCCGGUGUAAGACGUAAUCCUUAUUUAGAUCAUAAUUACGUCUUUAAAAUUGAUGCAACGGAUUUCGCACAACAUGAAGGUGUUCCUCAUAAUGAAGGUUCUACGCCAGCAAAUAGUGUCGGAUUGACUAACUAUUACUACGUUUAUCUAUGGAACCACUGUGAAUCUAAUAGUGAUAUGAAGUUUGUUUAUUGUUCCAAGCCUAGAUUUGAUUAUUACUUCAAUUCAGUAAGAUUGUUGAAGGCUAGGCUUAAAAGAAAUGCCAGGGUUAUGAUUCCUUCUGGUUCUAGCUCUUAUCAUAAAAGGCUUCAAAUUACUAGUUACAGUGCACUUGCACUACUUGUUCUCGGAAUGAUUUUGUCAUUCUCGACAUUUGUUUUUGUAGUUAUAGUUACUUUGGCUGGAUCAACAGCAGUAUUUACUUCUGUUCUUUCUGGCGUUACGACACUUGUUCAGAUUUUAGGAUCAGGCCUCGUAACUGGUCAAUAUCUCGAAUUAAACUCCUUAAUUCGAGAUAAAGCAAGUUAUCUUAAAGUCAAGAGCGAGGAGGGUCUAAAGGGUUUUUUCUUUUUAUGGCUCUCGUGUGUGUUUAGCCUUGUUUCUUUUAUUAGUUUGUUAUUAGCAACACGUUUUAUUCGUAAGAAAAAAGAAACAACGGCAAAGCUUUAUCAUUAA
Molecule: messenger RNA, 910 nt
Organism: Pneumocystis murina B123
Lineage: Eukaryota; Fungi; Ascomycota; Pneumocystomycetes; Pneumocystales; Pneumocystaceae
Exons: 5
Coding region: 146-910 (254 amino acids)
Biological process (GO): fungal-type cell wall organization
Cellular component (GO): plasma membrane; cell cortex of cell tip
Source: RefSeq, a predicted model, not a curated record